Molecule: messenger RNA, 3137 nt
Organism: Peromyscus eremicus (cactus mouse)
Lineage: Eukaryota; Metazoa; Chordata; Mammalia; Rodentia; Cricetidae
Gene: Tmem245
Product: transmembrane protein 245
Exons: 18
Coding region: 1-2643 (880 amino acids)
Source: RefSeq, a predicted model, not a curated record
AUGGCCGACCGCGGCGGUCCUUCCGAAGCGCCCAGCCCGCGGGGCUCUCCCCGGCCGGAGCCUCGGGCCCCGCGGGUAGCCGGGCCGGGCGAGACCCCGCGAACCGCGGCGCUGGCGCUGCGCUUCGAUAAGCCCAUCAAACAGGCUUUCUACAACACGGGCGCGGUGCUGUUCGUGUGCCUGUGCUGCGGGGCGGCGGUGCUUGUGUACUUCAUCCUCGAGGCCUUCCUGCGGCCGCUGCUCUGGGCCGUGCUGUGCGGCACCUUCCUGCACCCGUUCAAGAGCUCGCUCACGCGCCUGGGCCGCCUGUGGCUGCGGCGCCUGCACCGCGCGCACACGCCCAUCGUGCUGGCCGCGCUGCUGCUGCCGCUCUGCUUCGCCGACUACGGCGUCGAGGCCCUGGGCGAGCAGGCGCUGCGCCGCCGUCGCCUGCUGCUGCUGCUGGGCGCGGGUGGCCCUCUGCUCUACGGUCUCUACUGCCUGGGCAGCUACCUGGGCGUACAGGUGCUGCUGGCGCACGCGGGCGCGCUCAUCUGCCGGGGCCUCGACUACUUCAGCAGCCUGUGGAUCUGGACAUUGGUAGUUGGCUAUGUGCUGAUGGUUUCAUUCAAGUGGAAUGCAAACACUGAACGCUACUUGAGAGCAGUUUCGAUUCCUGUCUGGAUGAUACUGCUUUUUCAUAUAGCAUCACUGGCUGGCUCAUGGAGAAUUCCAGUAUUCCUGGUUAUUGUUUUCCUGAUGUCUGUGGGCACCCUUUAUGAAAAACAGAAUGAGAAGGAGUCUGCUGGGGCAGAGUUACCUGGACAAGUGAUCUCCAUGGCAGCUUCUACUCUCGCAAACUUGGCCAUCUCCAUCACAGGGUAUGAAUCAAGUGGUGAAGACCAGCCCUCCACUCACCCUGCAGAGCCCACGGACAGGGGAGAGCCUCCCCCAGCAGUGUCUGCUUCCUCUUCAUCCUCCUCCCGUUCCUCGCCCUCUUCUCCUUCACCUACUUUGGGCAGACAGAGGCCUGAGAUGGGGACAUUUCUCAGGAAGAAGAAAACCAGCGACAUUUACUUCGUGUCUCUCGUGUGGGCCAUUAUUGCUGUCCAGCUCUGGCUGAAUCUGUGGAUCGUGCAGCUGCUGCCCGUGCCUGUUGCAGUCUGGAUAAUCAAAAAGCUCGUGAUUCACUUUGGAGUGGUGGGCUUCCUGGAGAAACGCUGCCGUGUGUGGUGGCAGGUUAUCGAGUGCUUCCUGAAGGAGCGGCAGGAGGCUUUAGCACCAUGGCCAAUUAUCGGGCUUGGAAAGUUCUUACUAAAAGUUGAUAGUAAGAUGAUCAUCUGGCUGGAGAAGAUGUUAGAUAAAAUUAUUAGCAUAUUCAUCAUAUUCUUGCUAGUAAUAGGAACCCUUCUUUUAGCCCUUCUCCUGACUGCAAAGGUACAUCAAGAAAGUGUACACAUGAUUGAAGUCACAAGUAAUCUGAUUAAUGAAACUCUAGCAAAUCACCCAGAGUGGGCAAAUUGGCUUCCUGAGGCUCAGGUGGUCCAAAGAGCCCUCAAUUCUGCAGCUAACAAUGUGUAUCAGUAUGGACGGGAAUGGAUAACCCACAAGCUUCACAAAAUUCUAGGAGAUAAAGUGAACAAUACAGCUGUGAUUGAGAAGCAAGUUCUGGAGCUGUGGGACAGACUCUAUCACUCUUGGUUUGUAAAGAACGUGACACACUCUGGAAGGCACAAAGGGCACAAGAUGCAUGUGAGUCGUCAGAACAGCUGGCUGGGAGAUAUUCUGGACUGGCAAGAUAUUGCCUCCUUCGUUCAUGAGAACAUUGAAACGUUUCUUUCGAUAUUAUCUUUUGGCUUCCAAAUAUGGAAGAUGAAGAUCUUGGAGUCCCUGUGGAUUGUUAUGAGCCGGAACGUGAGCCUGCUGUUUACCACGGUUACCACGCUGCUGACCAUCCUCUUCUACAGUGGCACUGCCCUUCUCAACUUCGUGCUUUCCCUGAUAAUUUUCCUGACCACACUGUUUUAUCUGUUAAGUUCCAGUGAUGAGUACUACAAGCCAGUGAAGUGGGUGAUAAGCCUGACACCACUGUCUCAGCCAGGUCCUUCUUCUAAUAUUAUUGGCCAGUCUGUGGAAGAAGCUAUCAGAGGAGUAUUCGAUGCUUCCCUGAAAAUGGCUGGCUUCUAUGGAUUGUAUACCUGGCUGACUCACACUAUAUUUGGCAUCAAUAUUGUCUUCAUACCAUCAGCUUUGGCAGCAAUCCUUGGAGCAGUGCCAUUUCUGGGGACAUACUGGGCAGCAGUACCUGCAGUUCUAGACCUGUGGCUGACACAAGGCUUAGGAUGUAAGGCCAUCUUGCUCCUGGUCUUUCAUCUCUUGCCGACAUACUUCGUAGAUACUGCAAUCUACUCUGACAUUUCAGGAGGAGGCCAUCCUUACCUGACGGGCUUAGCCGUGGCAGGCGGAGCGUACUACCUGGGCCUGGAAGGAGCAAUCAUCGGGCCCAUACUUCUCUGCAUCCUUGUGGUUGCUUCCAAUAUCUACAGUGCCAUGCUAGUGAGUCCUACGAAUUCAGUGCCCACACCAAACCAGACACCUUGGCCUGCUCAGACUCAGCGGACUUUCCGUGACAUCUCUGAAGAUCUGAAAUCUUCAGGAGAUUGACAUGGCUUCACUGCAGUGACUUCUCUGGGGAGUUCCACCUCGACAGCGAAUUCUCCAGUUGUGGCCUCUGUCCUGUCAACUGUGUCUGGCAGGCAAGGGGCACCCAGAAAAGAAGCAGAAGCCUCCCAGCCUUACAUGCAGAACACCAAGUGAGGAGCACUUGCUCUAGGCUGCUUUGCGUUUUAAAACACAGCUUGAGUUGAACACUGUGUUAGCUCACAGCUCAUGCUAAGAUGGCUUGAAAAGGUGCAGUUCAUGCACUGGUACCAAGGCUUGAAAUUGCCCUCACUGAUUGCCUACUGCAGUGUGUAUUUAUUAAGUUACCGUAAGGGUUCCAAGAUACCUGCUAUUGAAAGUGUAUUAAGUGUAAUUUUCUUCCUGCCUUAGGAGUUCUCAGCCCCUUUUCAGUGAUGAGGCUUUUACUUGGAGUAGGCUUAGUAAGCAGGAAAAUGAGUCUGAUUCCCUUUUAGAAUAACAUCAUCCCCUUCUUGGAG